ACCCGCAGGGUUGCACCGAAAUUGGCAAGAAAACAAAAUGGAGGCGUAUAAUAUUUUUGUUUGGCAUAGAAUAUAAGAAAUUCGUAUUCGUGUGUGCGAACAGCGCCGUAAACAAACCCCGUACAAGCGGGCAAAACAAAGAGUGCGAGCGCUCUUAGUCCAAAUAACGAAUUCCGCCGGAGGGGAUCCGCACGUUGCCGCAUCGUUGAAAGGGCAGCAGAAACCGGAGGUGUUCCAUAUUCGCCACUUUUUUGCCAAGGCGGGCAGCUUCUUCCCUUCCUGGGAAUUGGCGCUAAUUGGAUUGGACUGGAAAGAGGAAGAGGCGGAGGCGGAGGCGUAGGCAGCGUAGUAGAGCCGGAGGCAGUGGAACCAGGAGCAGCAGCGGACGAGAGAGCGGGAGAAGGCUAGGGCUAGGAGGCGGACGCAGAGAGGACGCCGCAAUGGCCACCACCCAGCAGUACUCGCUGCGGUGGAACAACUACCUGCGCCACCUCACCUACUCCCUGGACAACCACCGGCUAAACGAUGACUUCGUCGACGUCAGCCUGUGCGUGGAUGGACGCAGGAUCAAGGCCCACAAGGUGGUGCUCUCCUCCUGCUCGUCCUACUUCAAGGAGAUAUUCAAGGAGAACCCACAUCCGCAUCCAGUCAUUAUAUUUAAGUUCAUCAAGUUCGAGGAUCUCAACUCGAUUAUCGAGUUUAUGUACCAGGGCGAAGUCAAUGUGCAGCAGGAGGCGCUGCAAUCGUUCCUGCAAACGGCCGAGCUGCUGGCCGUUCAAGGACUCACCGCCGAGGAGAAGGAGAAGCCGCAGAUCCCGGUGGCGCCGCUGAUCAGCGAGCACAAGCUGAUCAAGACCAUACCGAGCACCAUACGCGCGGUCAACGAGCAGCAGCAGCAACAGCAGCAGCAGCAGCAGGUGUCCAAUGUGGCCCAGGCGCAGACAGCUACGCAAACCAUCGAAAUACCCGCGGCCACGUUGCUGCAGGCCACCAACGCCAGCCAGGUGCCAUCGCAGGUGGUCGCAGCAGCCGCAGCAGCUGCAGCGGCACAGCAGCUGCAGGUCCAGCAUCAACAGCAGCAGCAUCACCAUGUACAAACCACCCAGAUUCAGCACAUCCAAGUGCAAUCGGCACCGCCCCCGCAACAGCAGCAACAGCAACAGCAGCAGCAGCAACAACAACAGCAGCAGCAGCAAUCACAGCAGCAGCAAACGACGCCAGUGCAGACGCAACACCUGACCAUCACCAAUGCGGUGGCCCUGCCGGCGGCCAGUUCGGUUAAGAAGCGGAAGAUCACGUUCUCGGACGACGACGAUAACAUGUACACCACCGAAACCGUUGACUACGCCGUCAAGGAUGAGCAGACCAUAGUGAAAACUGCCGAGAUGACUUUCCUGCGCGGCGCCGUCAAAAUGGACAUACCCGAUUACAUUGUCGGCGAGGUGGAUGACCGCCUGUCGGAUGGAGCAACGCCGCAAACGUCGCAGGAUGCCACCACCGCAGCGGCGCAGAACGUGGCGCAGUACUCAUCCGAGUACGAGAUACUCACCGAGUCCGAAAUGGAGGAGAAGUACCAGGCGGAUGCGGACAACGCCGAAAUUGCCAUUGAGAUGACCCGAUUGCUGGGCACCGCCAGCGGGACGCCGGGUGCGGGUUCCGGCCAAGUGAUGGAGGAUUCGGGUGGCGGCAGCGCGACGACUGGUCCCUCGACAACGGUGUCUGUGACGCAGGUCAAAUCGGACAGCAAGGCCAGUGGGACGAACGAUUCGCCCAAUAAUAAGUGGACAGAAUGUCAGUUUUGCAAAAUGGUUAUAACCACGGUUAAUCUUUGGAGACAUAUUCGCACCCAACACACCCCACAGCCGCCGCGCAAAUGCGACAUGUGUAAUAAGAAUUUUAAGAACAAGUACAGCCUGCGGGAGCACAUACGCAUCUCGCACGAGCAGAAGGUGGCCAUCAAGACGGAGAACUGAUGCGUCUUCGAAAGCCUCGAUCGCCUGCGAGCCGGAUCUGGAUCUGCAACUGUAUCUGGAUUGAGAUCGAUAGGAUAUAAGGAUAGGGGAGAGAGAUAUAGUUAAUUACGUCCAGCUUAGCGAGCAGCCAGCCAGCCAGCCAACCAAUCAACCCAACCAGCCCAUUCCCUUGUGUUUCCAUCAAAGGCCCCAAAACGAAAACUAGCCAAAUUUGUCAACUUAAAUGCAAAGCAGAUAGGAGUACGAAACGUUUAUCCCUAUAUAGUUCUAUAUAUAACACCUUGAUAGCCACUAAGUCGAGUCAGUGAGUCAGUCGGAGAGUGGAGCUGGUGAUCCCGUCGUUGACCAAGCCAUGUCAUGUGUCCACGUAAUGCGUACAUGUACCACUUGUAUUUUAUAGUCUACCAUUUGGUUUAGGUACUUCUUCAUUAUACAGACGGCAAGUUGCAAGCCCUCGAAAUCCAUUGACACACCACAUAAUGUAUAUAAACACACACACAUACCCAAGAUGACAAGAAUUUUGGAAGAUUUGAGAGCACUUUGGGUGCUUAAUAGCUUAGAUAGAGUGAUACUAUGUGCAAGAGAACAGAACACAAGGAUUUAAUUUGAUUGUAGGAAACUAAUGUUAUACUUACCCCCUAUCGAUCACUUUAUUUUAGCUCUUAAACAACCUCAAUUGUAUUUUUUAAAACUCUGAUAUUAUUCAGUUUUGUAUAUAGAGCUAGGCAACUUAACCUACCUUAAGGUAAACCCGAAAACAAAGCCCUCCUCCCAGGAGAUUCUCUGCCCAAUUUGAUUCCGCAGGAAGGAAGCUGUGUACUUUGCUCACAAGCAGAGAUGAGGAGGAAAUGAGAAUAUAUAUACCCCUUGUGUACAAAUUUAAAUACGAUUUAAUCCAAUUAGCCGGCGCGCUUUUGACCAUCUGUGUUCAGCAUUAGAGCGUUGGCAGUUGACUGUAAAUUAGCUAAAUUAGUUCUAGUUUAGUUUAAGACACCACAAAUUCGAUUGGACAUACAUAGUUUAGUUAUUCGGUGUAACUUAGUUGAGUAUAGCAGCCCACACGAGCCAAGUGAAAACGGAAGUCAUAGCGCGUACGCUAGGAUAAGUUGAAAGUAUUUUCCAAAAGAAAACGAAGAAGAAGCGAAAAGAAAAGAAAAAACCUGUAGAAAUCCUCUCCAAGACAAACUCAAAGCCCAUAGAUACUAAAGAUAAUCUAGUUAAAUGAAACAACUCAUACGUAUUACUUAUCGAUCUAUGUAUACACAUAUAGUUAACGUUAUAUCUCCAAACUCCGUACAAUGCCCAAAUUGACUCCGCUCCCAGCCGCCGGCCGUAAUCCUCCAGAAGAACCACCCACCCACCAACCCACUAGAUUCAUCCAACUUCGGCAACGCUCUCGAAGAUAUCAACGAAGCAAUGGGAUUACGGCCGGAAUGUGGGCUAACGGGUCAGUUGGGGCAGCUGGAUGGAUAACUAGUUGAGAUUCCAAUUCCACCCCAAACACACACUAAGACAAAGUACGUAGAUUGAUUUACACGCGUCAACGAAACGGAACUAAAUUAAUCAAUUUAAUUCGAAAAGAGAGCGAGAUAGCUGCAGGGUUGGCGAAAAAGAGCGGGAGAGAAAAUAAAAGAAUUCAUGUAAACCAUUCAAA
Drosophila sechellia is the source of this 3627-nucleotide messenger RNA. RefSeq names its product modifier of mdg4. Gene Ontology annotation, molecular function: protein binding. The transcript has 5 exons. The coding region runs from base 441 to 1973 and encodes 510 amino acids. NCBI's taxonomy places the organism in Eukaryota, Metazoa, Arthropoda, Insecta, Diptera, Drosophilidae. Gene Ontology annotation, biological process: regulation of transcription by RNA polymerase II. The record is from RefSeq and is a predicted model, not a curated record. Gene Ontology annotation, cellular component: nucleus.